Messenger RNA from Bactrocera oleae (olive fruit fly), 1143 nucleotides. RefSeq names its product trypsin beta. Gene Ontology annotation, molecular function: serine-type endopeptidase activity. The record is from RefSeq and is a predicted model, not a curated record. Lineage: Eukaryota; Metazoa; Arthropoda; Insecta; Diptera; Tephritidae. Gene Ontology annotation, biological process: proteolysis.
CUAAAAUAUGCACGCGCUUGCGCACAAUCGAAUUUGUCUAUAAGUACAAAAACAAAAUCUCUAAAAUAUUAAUGAAGUGUAACCAAAUACUUAUUAUCGCAAACUCAUCUAAGGUCAACAAAACGCCGUUGCGACAACUAACAAGCAGUUCUAUUUUAAAACGAAGAUGAAACGGACGUUAACGCUACUCGUUCUACUCGCUUGGUGUGCCUUAAAUCGAUGCGCAACGGAUGCAGAUAGCGAAGAAGACGACGCUGAAUUGGAAUUUAUCGAAGUGGGAAGUGAUGCAUCCCAGCCUAUCGUAACUGUUAUAGAUCUCACCAACACUACUUUAAUCAGUCAACCCAGCAAUAAUACUAUCUCGACUCCCAGCAUUGUAUUGCCCACGAAUCAUCGAAUUGUUGGUGGCCGCCAGAUCUCCAUCAGCGAAGUACCCUGGCAGGCGGCUGUAAUACAAUCAACCACUUUCGUUUGUGGUGGUUCAGUUAUCGGCGAAUAUUGGGUACUGACCGCCGCUCAUUGCGUCUAUGGUAAUGGUGGUAAAAGGUAUGCGGUACGCGUAGGCUCUAACAAAUUCAAAACCGGCGGCCAGUUGCGCAUUAUCAAUCGUAUCUUCUUUCAUGGUAGUUACAAUCCUAAAACUUCUGCUAAUGAUAUAGCCUUGUUACGUACAAAACGACCAUUCAAUUUUAAUUCAAAUGUACAAGCCGUCGAACUGGCGACGAGUACAAACGAGCCGACUUCAUAUUUAAUAAGUGGUUGGGGUACAGUAACCGAGGGUAAGUUUCGUCCAACGAAAUAUUUGCGUGGGGUCAAUGUGUUUCGAGUGAAUAAAAGGUCAUGUUCAACUUCAUACCGAGGAAUAAGUAAAAUUACGAGGAAACAGUUAUGUGCCUCUGCUCCAAAACAGGAUAGCUGUCAGGGCGAUUCUGGAGGCGCUUUGACAACCCAAGGCAUACAGUACGGUAUUGUGUCUUUUGGUUAUGGCUGCGCGCGCGCUGGCUACCCCGGAGUUUACACCAAGGUAUCAAGUUAUAGAACCUGGAUUACGACAGUAACAGGCACAUUAAACACAAAUAAUUAAAUAUGCAAAAGUUGUAACUAGCAAUAAGUUGAAAAUUGUAUAAACAAUUAAUAUAAAAU